UGUGUGCGUUUGCCACCUAGUAUAAAUGCCAAAGUGAAGCCACUGAUCUCUUUCAAGCUCAAACAACACCAUGAAAGAAGACAACAAGAAGAAAGUGAGCGAGGGAGAGCCCAGCGUUCGAUAUAGAGGUGUUAGAAGGCGGCCUUGGGGAAAAUACGCUUCUGAGAUUCGGGACUCGAAGAGGCAAGGAGCUCGGCUGUGGCUGGGAACUUUUGAGACAGCAGAGGAGGCUGCGCGAGCUUAUGACAGAGCUGCUUUUUCAAUGAGGGGUCCCUUGGCUAUUCUCAACUUCCCAGGCGAACGUCUGAUUUCACCCACAACUGUUAAUUCUCUUCCUCCCCCAUCUUCCUCUUCUUCUUCUGCUUCUUCUUCUUCUUCUUCUUCAUUCUCUGAAAAUGCGGAAAGUAGGACGGACCAUGAAAAGGAAGUUCUGGAAUUGGAGUAUUUGGAUGAUAAAUUGUUGGAGGAACUGCUUGAUUUUGAGAAUUAUGAAACCAAGAAAGGAUGAAACAGUUUUAGACUUUUAGUAUUGCAGAAGGGGCUUCAGAAUUCCUACUUUUCAAACAGGAUUAGUUACAUUUUCUCUGCAAAACAGCAUUACAGUUCCAUUUCUAUCUCUUCUUCUUUGUAGAUAUGACUUGCUUUAAUAAUAAAAAAAACUGGUUCACUUCUUACUUGAAUAUGAACCUGUAAAUAUUCAGAUUUCUUUGUCAAUUUCGGCCUCUAUCUUUCCUCGGAAAAAGUAGUUGGAAGCACUGCAAUAGGGCCCCAUAUGGCGACUCUGAGUUGACUUUUGCUUAGAUUUGGCUGGGUUUUAGUUUUAAUCUAUCUAUACUUUAAUAUUGGUUUUCUUUUGUCAAACAAGAAUACCCUUCAAUUGAAUUAUGUUGAAUCGGUUGAUGCGGCACACUCAUGUCACGGAUAUAAGAGUCUUGAAUUUUAUAUCGAACAUAAAAAAAAGAUCAAUAAGGUAUAAAAAGAUUCAUAUCAUUUUUUAUUUGUGAAAUAUUUUCUGUAAAAUAAAAUCAUGAAGUCAGAGAAAGUCAGAAUGGAUAAUAUUUCAUAAAAGUAUAAAUUGUGACAGGUAGAUUAAUCUAAAACAUCGGAUGAGUGAAUGUCUAGAUCCCAGAGUAACGCGGGUUCAAAGCUUAAGUCUCAAUCCAUGACAAGUGGUAUCAAAAUCAGGCCUAAACCAUUCGAUCCACGUCAAACAUCUCGAUGGAGGUAGACAGAGUUGCCAACCUCGGUGACGAGAGCGUCACGAGAUUGAGUGAAAAAAAAUAUCACGAAUCUAAAUAUCUCAUAAAAGUAUGAACCGUAAUAAGUAAGUUAAUUUAAGAUACUGAAUGAGUGGAUGCUCAAAUCUCAAAAUCGCUUAAAUUUAAAACUUAAGUCUCGACCCAUUACACUUACACUAUUAUCCAUAAGUCUAACCUUUUUUGCUCGAAUUCAUUUUAUCCACAGCAUGUGAUUUUGUCCUUGAGAGCUGUCACGCGCUACUCUUGGACUUUCCAUCACCCCGAGUCUCUGUUUUAUGUUAAAGAAGAUAAAAC
Durio zibethinus is the source of this 1553-nucleotide messenger RNA. NCBI's taxonomy places the organism in Eukaryota, Viridiplantae, Streptophyta, Magnoliopsida, Malvales, Malvaceae. The record is from RefSeq and is a predicted model, not a curated record.